AUGUCCUAUUCCGUUAUUUCUCAAACCACUUCCUACCGCAGAAGGAGCAGCAUCGCUUCUUCCACUUCCACUAAUGCCUCCUAUCCACCGCCUGAACUACAGCUCCUGAACUCUGAAGCCCCUUACCUCCCUCCUAGCCCCGAAUCUCGACCUGUCCAGACAGAAUAUUCACCAACCGAUCGUGUAAUGUCUAUGCUCAAAUCCAGUGUUCUUUCGGGUACAUCUUAUGAAAUGGUUGGCGAUAGCUCGGAUGAGGAGGGUGAUUUGAGGAGUGGAAGGGGGGCUCAGGGGAGCGAUGCUACGGGUGAUAACAGGAGGACCAAUGGCAGGAGAGACAGUGGAGAUAUGGAUAGAGAGGCGGACGAAGCUUUCAGUGGAAUGGGCGGAGAGGGAAUCGUUGGUUCUAGAGUUAGCGUGUCGGAUCCCCCUCAUUCAAAGUCCGACUCAGCAUCGCAAGGGGCCACUUCCUCGGUCAGCUACGGUGACCACCGGACCGAAUUGGAGAUUGCGGAGCGUGAUUUGAGACUUGAAUUGCAUUUGGAUGGUCGUGCGGAUAUUAGUUCUCCACAAAGGGGAGAUGUCUCAGAUCCUCAGACAGCUAGGGGUGUGCACCGCCCUUACCAACACCAUAUCCCCAGCGGGAGUCGCUCUUCCCAUCAAUUACCCCCUCUACCAGUGUCCGCAGGUAUCUUGGAUCCGGAAGAUCAAGCCUUUGGCUUCACCGCAUCGCCGGAAGACGUCCACCCAGCUUUUCGGCCUUCACAGUCGUAUCCCGAGCUUCCACUCCCUCCAAAAGCUGACCACGCGAGAGAGCAGCGCGAGUACAGACCUGCAACAUCCGCAACCAAUAUUGGAGAUCUAUUCGAGGAUUUCGACGGAGUCCAUUUCGAUUUAGACCACCCCAAUAAUCGGUUUUCGGUAGCACCACCACCGCCCCCUCAUCGACAUAGACAGCGUCAGAGCCAACACUCUAUUCACCCAACCUCACCACACUCGGAUUCUCAAGGCUCAUCGAACCUGGUAUUUUAUCCGGCUCCGGUUCCUGCGAUGCUAAAUCUUCCCCCUACGCUAUCUAAACCUAAAUCAACUGCAAAUAAUAGGCAUUCCCGUCAUAUCCCCGAUAAUGCCGACCCCACCGACAAUCGUCGUUCGGUGGCUUAUUCUGUAGCAGGAGCACCAGGUCACGUUCCGGACAAGGACCUUCACCGUCGCUCAGUUGCCACCUUGGAUCAAGCUGCCAAUCGCCGCUCAAUAGCCAAUCUGCCACCUGCCUUGAGAGCCUCUCAAUUCUUCGAUAUUCCAACAAUUCCCCAGAUUGAAGUCAAGGAGGAUUCUGCAGUUGCUACGCUUGAUAGUAUCCUCGAUGCCUCCGCAAAGGCUCCUCCAGCCGCAUUCACCGAUCACCCGAUUGCUGGUGGGGCCGUGCCCUAUGGACCUAAGGGGAAUAGAUCUUCAAUGCAUCUUCCCAGUGGGCCAAACAAUAAUUAUCGUAAUAGUGUGGCUAUAACGGUUAAGCUACAUCCUGGAGAGAGCCCCAGGUCUUCUAUGGAGGACGAAAUUCAUGAAGACGCUCGGAGUCAUCUUAACCCUGAAACCAGCGAAUAUUACGAUCCUGGUAACCAACAUCGGCACUCCGGGAUAUCGGAGGACUUUGCACCUCAGCCCGAUCCAGAUCUUGGCGGUGGUCUACCUACAACCCUACUCGCCGAGCUCGAAUCUCGUAAAGCCCAGCAGCGGCUUCGGAAUCGAACGGCAGCUAGCGCCUUCCCGGGUGGUAUUCGCAGCACCCUUCUACAGCUCGACGCCGUGGCACAAGUACAGAAGGAGGCAAGAUCGAGAAAAAAGACGCAUCUAGCAUGGGAGGACCCUGGUGAUGUGGAUGAGGAUGAUGAUCAAGAUGGAGAUGUCCCUCUUGGAUUGCUCUAUACAGUGGCUCCUGGUGCACAGACGCGUCGUGAUGACGAGGUUCCGCUCGGCCUUCUCAUGAAAAAGCAAAUGGAAGAUGCGGAGCCACUUAGCAAACGUCGAGAACGUCUCCAAGGGCAAAACGGACACGUAGUGCAGCCUCAACCAAGAAGAUUCCUCGACCUACCCGGCCUAGGCGGAGGAUCACAGACUAGCGCAGCGGAUGCGGAAGAGGAAGUUGAAGGAGAGACACUGAAGGACCGAAUGAAGCGUCUCAAGGAGAGGAAGGAGUUUGGUACCGGCACUCUAGGAAUGGAAUUCACUAGUCCAAGCGAAGGAAAUGGUUCUACAGCCAAGCAAGAACCAGCGCCCCCGGCCACGGAAGAAACUCUCGCUCAGCGUAGGAGGCGCUUGCAGCAACAGGAAGCGACCAAGCACGAGAGUUCGCUCCUACAACAGGAAGUCCGUAAUAGACGUAACAUGAUGGACCUCCUCUACCGCGCCAACAACCGUCCGCAAAGCUACUACUCCCAGGCGGGGAACAACGCGGGAUACAUACAACCGCAACCGCAAAUGGGCGGGUUGAUGGGCAACCAGUACAAUAUGCAGAUGGGCCGGGGGAUGCCGAUGCCUAUGCAGAUGCAAAUGCCUAUGCCGAUGAACAUGGGUGGGACUGGGGAGGCUAUUCUUGACCCUAAACAGCGGGAAGUGGUAGAAAGGUGGAGGGCCAGUGUCAUGUAAAUUGCGUUUAUUUUCACGAUUUUUGUCAAUUGGCUCUUUUUUCUUCUUGUCUCCUUUAUUUUUUUAUAUCAAUUCUUACUUGGAUGCCAAUGUUGUUUUAAAUUUUGCCCUUUUUUCCCUCUCUCCCGCUUGACAUGGCAGGCACGGCAAAUCCUUCCGCCCCUGUCGGUCCUUUGGAUGCGGUGCAUAGCGUGGAUGCAAGUUCUUAUGUAAAGUAGAUUUAUCAGUUACUAUCAAUGGAUCAAUUGAUCAAGUGCAA
Messenger RNA from Tuber melanosporum (Perigord truffle), 2905 nucleotides. RefSeq lists its product as uncharacterized. Lineage: Eukaryota; Fungi; Ascomycota; Pezizomycetes; Pezizales; Tuberaceae. The transcript has a single exon. The record is from RefSeq and is a predicted model, not a curated record. The coding region runs from base 1 to 2646 and encodes 881 amino acids.